Cervus elaphus (red deer) is the source of this 2757-nucleotide messenger RNA. RefSeq names its product NDRG family member 3 (gene NDRG3). The transcript has 17 exons. Bases 179 to 1345 code for a protein of 388 amino acids. Lineage: Eukaryota; Metazoa; Chordata; Mammalia; Artiodactyla; Cervidae. Gene Ontology annotation, cellular component: cytoplasm. Gene Ontology annotation, biological process: signal transduction. The record is from RefSeq and is a predicted model, not a curated record.
GUUCCCCAGCCAGGCAGGCACAGUGCGCAUGUGCGGCCUGGCGUCCUCAGCGCGCCUGCGCGGGCGCAGAGCCUUCCCCGCCCCACUCCCGCCGCCGCGGCUGCUGCGCUGACGGCGGUUGCCCGAGCUUCAGAGUUACUGAUUUAUUCUUGAGAGUCCUCUACUCUGAUCUGUCCUCAUGGAUGAACUCCAGGAUGUUCAACUCACAGAGAUCAAACCACUUCUAAAUGAUAAGAAUGGUACACGAAACUUCCAGGACUUUGACUGUCAGGAACAUGAUAUCGAAACAACUCACGGUAUGGUCCACGUCACUAUCAGAGGCCUGCCAAAGGGAAACAGACCAGUCAUUCUGACAUACCAUGACAUUGGCCUCAAUCAUAAAUCCUGUUUCAAUGCGUUCUUUAACUUUGAGGACAUGCAGGAGAUCACCCAGCACUUUGCUGUCUGUCAUGUGGAUGCCCCAGGCCAGCAGGAAGGUGCACCGUCCUUCCCAACUGGGUACCAGUACCCCACCAUGGAUGAGCUGGCCGAAAUGCUGCCUCCUGUUCUCACCCACUUAAAUCUGAAAAGCAUCAUUGGGAUUGGGGUUGGAGCUGGAGCUUACAUCCUCAGCAGAUUUACACUCAAUCAUCCAGAACUUGUGGAAGGUCUUGUGCUCAUUAACGUGGACCCUUGUGCUAAAGGCUGGAUUGACUGGGCAGCUUCCAAACUCUCGGGCUUGACAACCAACGUUGUGGACAUUAUUUUGGCUCAUCACUUUGGGCAGGAAGAGUUGCAGGCCAACCUGGACCUGAUUCAGACCUACAGACUGCAUAUUGCCCAAGAUAUCAACCAGGAAAACCUACAGCUCUUCCUGGGUUCCUACAACGGCCGCAAAGACCUGGAGAUUGAAAGACCCAUUCUGGGACAAAAUGAUAACAAAUCAAAGACGUUAAAGUGCUCUACUUUAUUGGUGGUAGGUGACAGUUCACCCGCAGUUGAGGCUGUGGUUGAAUGCAAUUCUCGCCUGAAUCCUGUAAAUACAACUUUGCUAAAGAUGGCAGACUGUGGUGGACUACCCCAAGUAGUUCAGCCUGGGAAGCUCACCGAGGCCUUCAAGUACUUUUUGCAGGGAAUGGGCUACAUCCCGUACGUGCAGCUCAGUCACCUGAGCACCGAGUCAGUCCCAUCUGCCAGCAUGACCCGGCUCGCCCGAUCCCGAACCCACUCCACCUCAAGUAGCAUCGGCUCUGGAGAAAGUGCCUUCAGCCGAUCUGUUGCCAGCAAUCAGUCAGACGGAACUCAAGAAUCCUCUGAGUCCCCUGAUGUUCUGGACAGACACCAGACCAUGGAGGUGUCCUGCUAAGCAAAUGCUCCUCCCCAGGACCAUGCAAGUCCAUCCUCCUUCAAACAGCCACUCCAUAAUAUAACACUUCAUCCAGCAACCUGGCAUCUAUCUUUAACUCCUGCAUGGCCACUGACUCUCUCUUUCUGGUAUCCUGGAUUUAUCAUCCUCUCUGCCUGCCCACCCCCCUUUUUGUAUGUACCAAGAACCACUUCCAUGCCAUUUCUGUAACAUUCCAACCUCUUUAGCUGAUCAGAUCUCCAUAUCUUCUCUUACCAGCUUUUCCCUGUGCUUUCCCAACUAUGUAUCUAAGAUUCUUUGAUCCUGACGUAUGUGUGUGAGCACGCGUGUCUGUGUUUGUGUGUGCAUACUUUUGUGAUUUUAGACAUGCUUUCUUGUAGAGCUUCUGCAGACAAAAACAAAGAAAGGGACUCUUUUUUUUUGCAUUUUCAGUGGUGUUUUUAGGAGAAAUAUGCAGAACAGGUUUCUAGGUUGAGUAGGCCAUUACAUUCUUUUUCGGUUCCUUACCGAUGGUCAAGAUUUGCGAAGUGACUUCAGGAGAGAGCAGAUCUGAGGAAGGUAGAAAAUCGUAAUUCCUGUUUGGACAGUUGAUUAUGACCAACAGAAGGAAGCCUGUUACAUAGAGAAGCAGGCCAGGUGGCCAGCCACCUUCUCCUGUCCAAUUGAAUUCAUGUAUCCUAUAAAUAAAAGGAAGGGAUAUGUUCUCUCAGAAGCCCAUGAACGAUGACAUUCUGAUGCAGUGUGGCAUUUUUCUGAAGGAAUGAGUGUGGCUUAAUUAUUAGACUCUCUUAGCGCAGGAAGGUGGAAAACGAAAUUCCAGGCCUCUGCUCUGUCGGAGCAAAAUUGAUCUCUCUGCAGUGUCCGAUGCCACACACCAGACAUCGGAAGGAGGUGCCUCCCAGGAGAAGAACUCUCCAUCUCUCCAUCCCCCCAGAAGGGAGAAGUAUGACCUGAAAAUUAUAUAGAUGUUGAGGAAAUGGCUGGAGAGAGAGGAACAGACAACACAAUAUGAUGAUUUAUAAGUAUAACCUUGAUUUCAGAAGACUUAAUGGAGACUAAAUGAAAGAUAGAACCCAUUUCUCAGAAGGUUAAUCCUGUGAACUCCCUCUUGUAAGAGGGAAGGGGCCAUAAGGGCACCCCAUCCAGGUAGAAUUGUGUUCGGUCUGCUGCUAUAUGAGGGGGUCACAGCCACCCAGAGAGUGUCUCCAGGAGGAGUGUGAAAACAGUUGCCACCCAGUAAGGGUCCCGCUUUGACAGCACAGAGAUGUCAGCUCAGGGUUACACAAUUUCAGUCCUAGGAAGGGGCUUUUCAGACAUAGCAUUCACUUUCUGCUCAGAUAGGGAAUGCAUCACUCUGCCGGAGUACGACUUUUUACAGAUGAUGAAAUAAAGCUGUAUAUGUCUCAUUGUUA